AUGUUUUUACCGUUCACCUCUUGCAGCUUCGCUUAUACCUCUCAGUCUUCCUGUAGCGAAUAUUGUAACUCUGGACUUGCUGGAGUGCAGCCCGAAUCUCGUUGCUUUAUAUCAGAGAUCGAAACAAUCGAAGGCAUCCAACUCUCUGCCUUUGCUGAGCCAUCCCACGCUAGCGUCCUCUCGUCUGAGUGGGACACCAGAGGGUGGACCUUGCAAGAGAAGCUGCUAUCACAUCAGGUGACCGUGGUAAUGCCCACCCAAAUGUUCUGGAAAUGCUCUCAAGGGACUUGGUACGAAGACUGCCCGCUCGAGACACCUCUGGCCCAUUCGAUUGUUGCGGAAUCCAGCUGGAGAUUUUUCGACGACGAGUCUGCGGAUCACUUCGACCGCUAUCAACACCUGGCUACAGCAUUUGUGUUUCGUAAAUUUGUCCACAAGAGGGGCGCCGAGGACGCCAUCAAGGGGAUCAAUUGCAAACUUUCACCAGGCUUAAGAUCCGCUUUCUACUGCGGCAUCCCAGGGAAGUACUUAGAUGCAGUUAUUCUUUGGGAAUGA
Bipolaris sorokiniana ND90Pr is the source of this 555-nucleotide messenger RNA. RefSeq lists its product as uncharacterized. Lineage: Eukaryota; Fungi; Ascomycota; Dothideomycetes; Pleosporales; Pleosporaceae. The record is from RefSeq and is a predicted model, not a curated record. The transcript has a single exon. Bases 1 to 555 code for a protein of 184 amino acids.